This is a messenger RNA of Schistosoma mattheei, 2268 nucleotides long. The record is from the annotation of a GenBank genome assembly. Lineage: Eukaryota; Metazoa; Platyhelminthes; Trematoda; Strigeidida; Schistosomatidae.
AUGAAAGAAGAUGAUUCACAAGAUUUAAAUACUACUUAUAUAGAAACUGAUAAUCAUUUAUAUAAAACAUUAUCAACAAUAAAAAGAAGGAACAAAAAAUAUCGAUUUGAUCCAUUUUGGAAAAAAUCAAUCCAUGAUUCACAAUCAUCUCUACCAUAUUAUUAUUCUCAUACAAGAUCAAGUUAUUCAUCAAAUGAACCAAUUCAAAUGAAAUCAGAAAGUAAUCCAAGAGUUUCAAUAAAUCAAGAAUUAUUCAUGAAAUCAAAUAAAAUGAGAUCAACAUCUGUUAUAUUAUCACCUAUAACAAAACAUAAUGAAAUAACAAGAAUAAAUGAACCAUUAGUAGUUGUAAAAUAUGAAAAACAAUCACCUAUACAUAAUUUAGAAAACAUUCAUCCUAUUGUAGAUAAUCAACUUGAUAAACAUUAUUAUCAUUAUCAUCAUCAUCAUUGUCAUGAUGAUCCUCAACAAUCAAUCCAUUCAUGGAGUAAUAAAAUGAAACAUAAUUGGAGAUCAGAACCAUCUAGUUUAUUUUUGAAUUUGAAACGUAAAGAUACUUUUGAAAAUGUUCAUCAUUCAAUGAAUUGUCAAUUAAAUGAACAAAUUUAUAAUCAUUCAUUCAAUCAUUCAAAUAUUCCUUAUUUACCAAUAUUAUAUAAUAGUUUAGAUAAAAUUCAUCAUAGAACAUUUAAUUCCAUCAAUAAAUUAUAUCAUUGUCAUAAUCAAUAUACUACUACUGAUGAAAACUUAGAUCAUCAUAAAGAUCAAAAUUCUAAUUUACAUUUAUCAAAUAUUCAUCAUCAAUCACCUAAUUAUAAUAAUAUACCCAAAUCAUAUUAUAAUCAAUCAUUAUCAAUAAAUCAUAAUAAUAAUAUUGAUUUAUUGAAUUGUAAACAAUCAAUAACUGAACCAUUAAUUAAAUCAAUAAUAAAUGAUCCAUUAAAUACUAAACAAAAUCAUAUCAAUUAUGAAUUAUCAUCUAUACCAUUAAAUUCACAAUUAUCUACAAUGAAAUUAUUCAAUAAUAAUAAUAAUAAUCAAUCAAAACGUGCAUUAAUUAAUGUUGGCGGUAUUAAACAUGAAAUAUUAUGGCAUAUUGUUGAUCGUUAUCCAAAUACAAGAUUAGGUAAAUUACAUCAUGUAACUAAUUUACAAGAAUUAUUAAAUUUAUGCGAUGAUUAUGAUCCUAUUAAUAAAGAAUAUUAUUUUGAUCAAGAAAAUUGUCUAAGACAAACAACAACUAUUGAUGAAUUUGGUUCUGGUUGUUAUGCAAAUUUAAAAAGACAAGGAUGGAAUUUAUUAGAAAAACCGCAUACAUCUAAAGCAGCUAGGGUGUUUGCAAUCGUUUCAAUAAUUUUUAUCCUUCUAUCUACAAUCAGUUUAACGUUGAAUACAAUGCCUGAAAUACAACUUAACACUACAUUGAUCAAAUAUAUUGAGACGGAGAUACAUACUGAUACAGAUUAUAAUAAUGCUACUACAUAUCAAUCAUCAAAUGAAAUAACUGAUAAUCCAUAUUUAGAUAUUGUCGAAACAAUAUGUAUCUCUUGGUUUACAUUGGAAUAUGUAUUACGUUUAUGGUGUUCACCAAAUAAAUUGAAAUUUCUUAAACGUAUUCUUAAUAUUAUUGAUUUAAUUGCAAUUUUACCAUUCUAUAUCCAUGUAUUAUUGGUAGAAGUUGUAACAAGACAUCAUAAUGAAUCAUUACAUUCAUUAAGAAAAAUUGUACAAAUUUUUCGUAUUCUUCGUAUAUUACGUAUAUUUAAACUUGCUAGACAUUCAACUGGUUUACAAGCACUUGGUUAUACAUUUAAACGUUCUUAUAAAGAACUUGGUUUACUUAUGUUAUUAAUUGCUUUAGGUGUAGUAUUAUUUUCUAGUUUAGUAUAUUUUGCUGAAAAAGAUGAAAAUUCUGAAAUGUUUCGUAGUAUACCAUCGGCAUUUUGGUGGGCAACUAUUACAAUGACAACAGUUGGUUAUGGUGAUAUGUUACCAAGAACAAUAUUAGGCAAAUUAAUUGGUGCAUGUUGUUGUAUAUGUGGUGUAUUAGUAGUAGCAUUACCAAUUCCAAUUAUUGUGAAUAAUUUUGCUGAUUUUUAUAAAGAACAUAUGAGACGUGAAAAAGUAUUAAAACGUAGAGAUGAAUAUGAAAAAUUUCGUCGUAAUGAAGAAUUAAUAAAUAAUGAAAUGAAUAAAUGUGCCUUUAUUGAACAAAUGAAUCAAGAGGAUGAGAAACAAAAUCAUUAUCUAAUCAAUAAAAUUGUAUAA